This is a messenger RNA of Eruca vesicaria subsp. sativa (arugula), 1036 nucleotides long. Lineage: Eukaryota; Viridiplantae; Streptophyta; Magnoliopsida; Brassicales; Brassicaceae. The record is from the annotation of a GenBank genome assembly.
GCAUCUUCUAAAAAUUCCAAAUGAUUAAAGAGUACACUAAUUUUAAUAAACUUCAACAUAUUAACGAAAAAUAACUCUGUUUAAAUAAUUAGAUAAAGUUAUAACUACGGUGAGAUUUUUGUGUGUAACAUAAAAAGAACAAAUAAUAAGAGGUGAGUAAAAGAUUGAGUUCGUUUCUGGUGGCUGAAAAACAAUGGCGAUGAUGAUUCUGCUGCAAGUCUCUCCUUCUUCCACACCGUCUUCCUUAUGGCACAUCACAAACCCUAAACCCCGAUUCCUCUUUUCUUCAAUCCAAGCUUCGUCGAAUACGAAGAAAUUCAGAUGCAGAGCCGUGAGAGAGAAAGCAGAAGAGAUCGAGGAGAAGAACACUUCUCCUUCUCCAGAGGAAGUUACCAAGAAAUACGGACUCGAAUUUGGUCUAUGGAAGAUAUUGAGCUCAAAGGAUGAAGAAACUGAUGGAGAGAAGAAGAAGAAGUCGAAAACAGAUGAAGCUAAGGAGUUGCUUGCUAAGUACGGUGGUGCUUACCUUGCAACAUCCAUUACCCUUUCCCUCAUUUCCUUCUCUCUCUGCUACGCUCUCGUCACUUCUGGUGUUGAUGUUCAAGCUCUCCUUCUCAAGGUUGGGAUUUCGACGAAUGAGACGGGAGAGAAGGUAGGAGCCUUUGCUUUGGCUUACGCGGCGCAUAAAGCUGCAUCUCCGAUUAGGUUUCCUCCUACGGUGGCUUUGACUCCUAUUGUAGCUAAUUGGAUUGGGAAGAAAGUUGACAAGGAGAAGGAUGAAUAGUCUUUUCCUUUUGUUUAUUUGGGGUUACUUAAAUGUACAUGUUAAAUAUAUAUAUUACUGGAUAAUCAUUACCUUAUGUCUACAACGAGUUUUAGCAUCUGGUGAGUAUGAAUCAAAGAGUGGCAGAAUCUAAGUUGUGAGUUUGCUUUAACUUGUCUGUCUGAGAACUGGUUGGUUGCAGACAUCUGAUAAGAGGCAGUGGUAUAUGGUUAGAACUUAGAAGGAUCUUUGUGUGUGCUUACAUGAAAAUGG